This is a messenger RNA of Chaetura pelagica (chimney swift), 375 nucleotides long. RefSeq names its product transcription factor SOX-7-like. The transcript is spliced from 2 exons. The coding region runs from base 1 to 375 and encodes 124 amino acids. NCBI's taxonomy places the organism in Eukaryota, Metazoa, Chordata, Aves, Apodiformes, Apodidae. Gene Ontology annotation, molecular function: RNA polymerase II cis-regulatory region sequence-specific DNA binding; DNA-binding transcription factor activity, RNA polymerase II-specific. Gene Ontology annotation, biological process: regulation of DNA-templated transcription; anatomical structure morphogenesis; cell differentiation. The record is from RefSeq and is a predicted model, not a curated record.
AUGGGGACCCAUGGAUCCUCCGUGCCACCCCGCGGGGUGCAAGCCCUGCCCAGCUCUAGCCCCGGCAUCCUGGGGUGCAUGUAUCCUCCUGGCCAUCCCGUGGGAUACAGACAGGUCUGGCAGGCAGCAGGCAAGUCCUGGAAGGCUCUGAGCCUCUCACAGAAGCGUCCCUAUGUGGAGGAGGCUGAGCGGCUGCGGGUGAAGCACAUGCAAGAUUAUCCCAACUACAAAUACCGGCCCCGGCGGAAAAAGCAGGUCAAGCGGAUCUGCAAGCGGGUGGACCCCGGGUUUUUGCUGGGCAGCCUGACACGGGACCAGAACGCGGUGCCGGAGAAGCGGAACUGCGGCCGCGUUAGGCUGAGCGGCUGCGGGUGA